Molecule: messenger RNA, 1451 nt
Organism: Cajanus cajan (pigeon pea)
Lineage: Eukaryota; Viridiplantae; Streptophyta; Magnoliopsida; Fabales; Fabaceae
Product: Nop53 protein
Biological process (GO): rRNA processing; ribosomal large subunit assembly
Cellular component (GO): nucleolus
Molecular function (GO): 5S rRNA binding
Source: RefSeq, a predicted model, not a curated record
CUUAUUCUGCCGCCAACAAGGGUCGUUGUUGUUAUUCGCAGAAAACCCUUUUCUCUUGAAAUCAGCAAACACUUGAAGUGAAAUCAUAGGCAUUGGUGUGAGCAUGGGGAAGAAAGCAAAAGGGUCAAGGAAGGGUAAGAAGGCAUGGAGGGCUAACAUCAGCACCGAAGAGAUCGAAGAUUUCUUUGAGAAAUCAACGAAGGACGCUCUUUCUGGUGGCUCUCUCCAAGCCCUUUCUAGUGAUUCCCUCUUUUACGAAGACAAGUCCAAAGAUCUUGCGGUGAAGAAGAAGAUUGAAAAGCACAGGGAGAGAGUGCUCCAUUGUGAUAGUUUGCUACAGAAAAACCAGUUUGUUAAGCCAGUGCCAUCUUCUAUUCUGAAGAAGUGUUCUAAGAAUCGUUCUGUGGUGUCUAACAAGAAAGAGGUCAAUCAAGAUGGUGAUAAGGAUGAUUCUUCUGUGUUUGAUCUAUGGGGGGAUAAAGGUGAGGAUAACAAGAAGGUGAAAAAGGUAGCAAAGCCUACUCUUAUUCCAGCAGUAGAGGUUGACCCCCCAGGUUGUUCUUUCAAUCCCUCGUAUGAAAGUCACCAGGAUACCUUAGCUUCUGCUGUAGCUGAAGAAAUGCAAAAAAUCUACAAAAAUGAAUUGGGCCCUGAACCAGUGCCAUUAACUGUUCCUGGAGAAGCUAUUGCUGAAGAAGAUAUGUAUUUUCUUGAUGUGGAUGGUGGGAGUGACAAUGAAGAAAGUACUCUUGAAAAUGAAGAUGCUGCAUUAGAGAAAAAGCCUAUUAAAACAAAGAGAGUAACUAAAGUUGAAUUGAAUAAGAGAGCUAGGCGGAAAGAACAACUGAAAAAAGAAGCAGAAGCUAAGAAGAUAAAGGCAUUGUCAAAGGAAAUUGAUAGCAUACCUGAAAUUGUUCAGGAAAUUGAGCAAGAGGACGAGGAAAAGAAGAAAAGACAUCUUAGGCGACAAGUUGCUAAACAGGAGAUGUUAAAGGCACGCCCACCACGCUUAGGAAAGCACAAGUUUGAGCCCGCACCUGUUCAAGUUUUAUUAAGUGAAGAGAUAACUGGGUCCAUUAGGAAGCUCAAGGGUUGCUGUACUCUUAUAAAGGAUCGAUAUAAAAGCAUAGAAAAAAGAGGAUUGAUUGCUCCAGCAAAGAGAAGAAGGAAUUAGAGUUGUCAGUGGUGGCUACCUAACUUAUGUCACUCCAAAGAUUGUGGAGGUGUUGAUGCCUAAUAGAAGAGAAGUGAUGGAUGAAAGACUUGGAUAGUUUUUCCAAAGGAAGAUCUUGUUUGGCUCAAUUAUCACACAUAUGUUGUGUAUUUUUGUUUAUUUUUUAUAUCAAUUUUGAUUUGGAAGGCGAAAUGCCUACAUGUAUUAGAACUCACUUGUUAUUGAAUCAUUAUAAUAUUUAGCACACAAAUAUCCGGUUGAAUUGUUUUAUGCCUGU